UCCUGUACAUGCUGAGGCAGAUCUGAGCAGUCUGGCACAUUUACACACACACUCAUCUUCUGUCAGCAGUAACGUUACAUACGAGCUGAGCCCGCGUCUUUUUGUCCGCGAUCCUAGCGCUCUCAUCAUGACCCAGAGGUGAUCCUCGUUCCCGGUGGUUCUGGGAGUCCAGGUCUGCGGUGAGAGAGCGUAAAAUAGAGAGGCCUCUUUAUAGGUGAAGGGAUUGCCCAGGGCCACAGCACCCAGAAUCUGAAGGAAAGGAGAGCAGCAGUUAUCCAGGCAGAACUAAAGAUCAGGAUGGAGAAGGAAGAUCUGAAGAUUGUCAACAGAGGUUUGGAGGAUGAGAUGGAGCUGAGCGGGUAUCGGCUGUGCCGAUGGAAGCUGGUUCUGGUGGGUUUGGGUGGUCUCUGUACGGGCGGUUUUCUCUUCCUGCUGCUCUAUUGGAUGCCUGAAUGGUGUGUGAAGGCCACCUGCACACGGUCCGCUGUCAGAGAUGCAGAAGUCGCCCUCUUACAAAGCACUGAUGAGUUCAAGCGCUGGUUUCAAGCGAAGGUUCGGAUAAUGCUAGCCCCUGGGAAGGACCCUUACGGCAACCUGGCCUCUCAGACCGCCUCCCCUCGGGCCAAUGACCACGCCCACAACCCGUCUGACUCCGCCCCUGGGAAGAUCACCCAGAAUCCAGAGGACCAGCAUGUGCCGAAACGUUAUUUUACCCUCCACAGCACUAAAUACUUUUGGAACGACACCAUCCAGAACUUCGAAGUAUUGAAAGGCCUGGAAGAUCUGAGCAUGACCUGCUCAUCCGUUCACUCAAAGCACAGCGCCGGGCUCAACAAAAACCAGCAGGAGUACAGGAGAUGUUUUUUUGGACUGAAUGAAAUAGACGUGAAAGUGCCUUCUCUUUUCAAGCUGCUAAUUAAGGAGGUCCUCAAUCCUUUCUACAUCUUCCAGCUCUUCAGUGUUAUCCUGUGGUGUACUGAUGAAUACUAUUACUACGCAAUGGCCAUAGUCAUCAUGUCAGUCAUAUCAAUAGCUACCUCUCUCUACACUAUUAAAAAGCAAUAUGUAAUGCUACACGACAUGGUGGCAGCACACAGUACUGUUCGAGUUACGGUCUGCAGGGGCGAAAACGAAACAGAGGAAGCCCUGUCCACAGACUUGGUCCCCGGCGAUGUCAUAGUCAUCCCCAGCAAUGGGACCAUCAUGCCCUGUGAUGCAGUGCUCAUCUGUGGAACCUGCAUUGUUAAUGAGAGCAUGCUCACAGGUGAGAGUGUUCCAGUCACAAAGACUGACCUUCCGAACCCUCAGCAGGACAAGAAGGGUGGGCAUGGAGACGCGAUCUACAGCACAGAGGAACACAAGAGACAUACGCUGUUCUGUGGCACAAACGUCAUACAGACUCGCUACUACACAGGAGAAAUGGUCAAAGCCGUGGUAGUCCAAACAGGUUUCAGCACCGCUAAAGGGCAGCUCAUCCGCUCUAUCCUGUACCCCAAACCCACAGACUUUAAGCUGUACCGGGACGCCUACCUCUUCCUGCUGUGCCUGGUGGCCGUUGCCAGCGUCGUCUUUGUCUAUUCUUUGGUCAUGAAAAUCAUAAAUCAGGAACCAGUAAAGGAAAUCAUAGUCAAGUCUCUGGACAUCAUUACUAUCACGGUGCCCCCUGCACUGCCGGCAGCAAUGACAGCGGGCAUAGUAUAUGCUCAGCGGCGUCUCAGGAAAGUCGGGAUAUUCUCCAUCAGCCCACAAAGAAUCAACAUCUGUGGACAGCUGAACCUGGUGUGCUUUGACAAGACAGGCACUCUCACAGAAGAUGGCUUGGACAUGUGGGGAAUUCAACGAGUAGAAGAUGGCAGAUUCCACCAUUCAGAAGAAAAAGCCGACGAUAAGAGCUUGUUUACUACCAAGUUUGUGUCCUGCAUGGCCACCUGUCACUCUCUCACCAAGAUUGAGGGUCAGCUCUCUGGAGAUCCACUAGACCUCAAGAUGUUUGAGGCCACAGGCUGGAUAUUGGUGGAAGCUACAGAAGAGGAGACGGCUCACCAUGACCGCAUUGAACUCACUUAUGUAAAACCACCCAAUCAGCUUCUGCCGCCAUCUGUAAUAUCACCUGAACAGGACAUGGAACUGUCUGAACUCUAUGAGCUCUCGGCAUCAUAUAUGAUCGGUAUUGUGCGGCAGUUCUCCUUCUCCUCCGCUCUGCAGAGAAUGAGCGUGGUUGUCCGUCAGAUUGGAGAGAGACGUAUGGACGCAUAUCUGAAAGGGGCACCAGAGGUUGUGGCAAGCCUGUGUAAGAAAGAAACAGUACCAGAGGAUUUCGCAGAGGUUCUGGAGGACUACACCAAACAGGGCUUCCGGGUCAUUGCGCUGGCACACAGAAGGCUGGAAUCCAAACUUACAUUUCACAAAGUGCAGAACAUUAACCGGGAUCAAAUUGAGAAAAAUAUGGAUUUUCUGGGUUUGAUUAUCAUGCAGAACAAGCUGAAAACGGAAACUCCAGGUGUGCUGGAAGAUCUACGACAUGCCAACAUACGAACCGUUAUGGUCACAGGUGACAACAUGCUGACGGCCAUCUCUGUGGCACGAGACUGCGGCAUGAUUCAGCCGCAAGACCGAGUCAUUAUUGCCGAUGCUCUGCCCCCUAAAGACGGCCAGACUGCCAAGAUCAACUGGCACUACGCCGAUAAACCCAGUAAACACUUGAACAAGCCCACCAAACUAGAGGAGAUGGAUAUUAUUAUGGAAGAUGGACAUUCUGUGGAUGAGAUGAGAAUUCAGGAGCAGUAUCACUUUGCCAUGAGCGGCAAAUCUUUUUCUGUAAUUAUUGAGCAUUUCCAGGACUUGCUACAGAAGCUGGUGCUUCAUGGAACAGUAUUUGCAAGGAUGGCGCCUGACCAGAAGACUCAGCUUGUUGAGACAUUAGAAAGUGUAGACUAUUUUGUAGGAAUGUGUGGAGAUGGAGCAAAUGACUGUGGGGCACUGAAGAGAGCUCAUGCUGGGAUCUCCCUGUCAGAGCUAGAGGCUUCAGUGGCUUCUCCCUUCACCUCCACAACUCCCAGCAUCACCUGCGUGCCCAACCUGAUCAGGGAGGGCAGAGCAGCUCUCAUCACCUCCUUCUGUGUGUUUAAGUUCAUGGCUCUGUACAGUAUUAUUCAAUGCCUCAGUGUUGCCCUUCUCUACUCCAUUGGCAGUAACCUGGGUGACUUUCAGUUUCUCUUCAUUGACUUGGCCAUCAUUCUUCUAAUUGUCUUCACCAUGAGUUUGAACUCCGCAUGGAAGGAGCUUGUCGCCCAAAGACCUCCCUCUGGUCUCGUCUCAGGUCCUCUCCUCUUCUCAGUUCUGACCCAGAUUUUCAUUUGCCUGGGUUUCCAGAUCAUGGCCUUCCUCUUGAUCCAAAAUUUAGACUGGUACUCCAAGCCAGAUUUCUACAACUGCUCUGUUCCCCAUCACAUGGAUGACUUCACUAACUCCACUGAAGAACAGACUGAAGAAAGAAUCAUGAAUGAUGUGAAUACCACACUCUUCUUCGUCUCCUCUUUUCAGUACCUCAUUGUUGCCAUUGUUUUCUCCAAAGGAAAACCUUUCCGCCAGCCCAGCUACAAGAAUUGGCCAUUUGUCCUCUCUGCUUUAAUUCUCAUCGUUUUCCUGUUUUUCAUAAUGUUUUUCCCAAUUGCUGAAAUCGAUCAAUUUUUAGAGCUCGUAUGUGUUCCUUUGAGCUGGCGUGUGUCUAUGGUGCUCAUCGUGCUGGGCAACACCGUAGUGUCUGUCUUUAUCGAGGGAGGAAUAGACCUGUUUGGAACUAAAUGCCUCUCCUGGCUCUGCUGCCGGCAGAAAAAAGUGCCCAAGGCUCGGUACAUGCACCUGGCCCAAGAGCUGAGCGUGGAUCCCGACUGGCCUCCCAAACCUAAGAGCACUACUGAAGCCAAACCUACCCCUCAUCUGGACGACUGCUCUUACCAGAUUGAGGCCAUUUCCUAGCAUUUCCACCAACACACUCCGUAUUGUACGUUCAAAUCACCAGGGAUUCCUAUAAACAAUUGAAACUGUCAAAUUAAUGAAUUUGUUAAAACAGAUAUGAACUCGUUAACCAAAUGUGGCUCUUUAGAUCACCUUCUCCAUGAUUUUACGGUCCUGUGGCUCUCCUACGGAUAUCACGGAGGCUCUUCACUGGAUUUCAAGCGUCGUCCUGUUAAUGUAGUAUUGAAUCAUCUCUACAGGUUUUGCGGCAGAGGCUGCAUGCUACACUUUGGAAACCAUCGCUGCUUGCGGAACAAACCAAACCAAACUCUAGUGGCUCACAGAAUCCAAGAUUCAGCUUAAUUUACAGCCAGCUCGUUUUUACAAAUAUAUCGGCGUAUAUAUAUAAUUAGACCUGAUCUCUACUUUUCAUAUCUCUUCCCAUGGAAGAAUCGAGGUGGGAAUUUAGUUGUGGAAGGCCAAACAUUGUGAAAGUGGUUUGUGUUUUGUUCACUACUCCUGGCGCAGUAUCUGGCGAUGGGUUUUGAUUUUGGUCCAUCUUGAAACUUUGUACCGUUUUUUUUUUUUUCCUCCAUUGAAAACAGUGUCUGAAAACUGUCAAGUCCUGUUUAUUCAAAAAAAAUGAAAUUUUUGCAAUGACACAUUUGUGGGAAUUGCACUGGGAAUCGGCUGGAAGGGGCUCAGGUGCAUUGAUUGCUCAUUGAGAAAUUUCGGGCACAUUCGUUAGGAAAAAGUACAAAUGAUAGACCUUUAACCUGGAGUCUUUGUGUGAGGUGGGGAAAUUUUGCAAUCCAAAUCAAAUCAGACUGCCAAUGAAAUCACUCAAAAUUGGCCAGUUAACAGUAUUACUUGUGCAUGACUUGUUAACGGUUUUGCUGCUAAUCUAGGAAAAAAAGCUACUUUUUUUAAUCCUAAAAACAAACUGUUUUUCAAAAUGUUGCAGAUGGUCGGUCCCUUCCAUGUUUCCAGAUGUGAUUUAUUUGCAUAAUUUAUGCAGUCCAGUUCAACUAUCCUCAACUUGCUGGUUUUUGUCUGUAUGUUUUUUUGGUUUAUGUAUUUGUUUG
Molecule: messenger RNA, 5042 nt
Organism: Sinocyclocheilus rhinocerous
Lineage: Eukaryota; Metazoa; Chordata; Actinopteri; Cypriniformes; Cyprinidae
Product: probable cation-transporting ATPase 13A3
Exons: 33
Coding region: 298-3978 (1226 amino acids)
Biological process (GO): polyamine transmembrane transport; intracellular calcium ion homeostasis
Cellular component (GO): late endosome membrane
Molecular function (GO): P-type ion transporter activity; ATP binding; ATPase-coupled monoatomic cation transmembrane transporter activity
Source: RefSeq, a predicted model, not a curated record